AUGGAGUCGAGCAUCGAGGCUGACUCAAGCUCCCCCAUCGAGGCCGACUCAAGCUCCCCGUCCACCAUCACCUCAGCGACUGCGCAUGUCGUCUCUGCGCCCAGGACGGCUGCGCCUGUCUUGUCUGGUCCUGCCGCGACAGUAUCGACGGUGACUGCACCCACCUCAACCGGCUCCGCCGUCUCCAUUGCCGUCAGAACUGGCCCUGCUUCGUCUGCCCUUACCGUCUCAGCUGAAGCACCUUUGGACCCCGGCAACGUCUUCGGUGUCCCUCUCGGACUAGUCCAAGAUCUGACGGGGGUCUUAGCCGCCCUCCCCCUUCUGCCGGCCGAGGUCGGGGCGGCCGCGCCUCCCCACCACCCCGCGACCGGGGGAUCAAGCAGCGCGCCGAGUACCAUUACGACCGCCACUGGCUCACGCGAGAGAGGCCGCCGUCCCAUCAGCGAUGAGCUCUUCAGGCCACCUCACGAGUCAGAGGAUCGGGCUCGCAUUGGUGAGGAUGACCCGCUUACGGCUUUCGAGGAGGCUGCGGAGGAACUGGCUGCGGACAUCGAUGCUCUUCUCGCUACACUGUCCAAUGCCCGUGCUGCUCGGGCACCUCGGGUCUCCGACUCAACCUCUGAUACCACUUGGACUGCUCCUGCCUACACGCGUGGAGCUGCACCUGCCCGCCGGCCUGUCGCAGCUCCUGUGCCUGGUCCCCUUCAGCCAGCUGGCUCUCCGACUAGCCCUCCUGCUCGCCCUCCUGCUCGUCCUGCGAGUGGCUUUUUCGGCGGUGCCCCAGCCCGCGCUGCGCGAGCUCGCGCUACUGCGGGUUCUCCUUCGCCUCCGAAGACGCCUCUCGAGGGCGUCCCCUUCUUCGACGGGCUCGUAGACGUAGAGGCCUGGAUCACGACGUACCAAGAUGCGAAUCGCGCCAAACCGAACAAUUUCAAGCUGGAGCAGUUUCUGUCCGGCCGCGCUUUGCUGUGGUUCAAGCGCAUAGCACCUGUCAAGGGCCAUCUCACUGCGCGCUCCGUCAUCACUCUCCGGGAGCACUUCGGAUCCCAGCCCAUCCUGGACCAGGAGCUGACAGAGGCGGAGCGCCAGUACAACAAGUCUAAGCAGGAGGGGAGCGUGUUCAGUUACGCCAUGACCUUCCGCGAUGUGGCCAAGGAGUAUGGCCAGAAUGUCGAGGCAGAUGCCACGAGGCAGUGGUUCUACUAUGGGCUGAGGGAAGAAGUCAGGAAGGCGGUGCGCGUACGCGAUGUCCACACUUCGGGCUUUGAGGGUCUCGUCACUGAGGCUGUCCGCGUUGAGAUGAUCCAGUCCCCGCGGGGCGAGAGAACGGGGGUGUACGCGAGUGUCUGCGAGCUUGAGGAGCAGACGCGCAGCUUGCAGGAGAAGCUCGCGAGGAUCAGGAUCCAGGGGUGGAUCUAA
Messenger RNA from Trichosporon asahii var. asahii CBS 2479, 1419 nucleotides. RefSeq lists its product as uncharacterized. The transcript has a single exon. Lineage: Eukaryota; Fungi; Basidiomycota; Tremellomycetes; Trichosporonales; Trichosporonaceae. Bases 1 to 1419 code for a protein of 472 amino acids. The record is from RefSeq and is a predicted model, not a curated record.